ACCCAACUCCCCGGACGACGGAACCUUCAAUGACUGCUGGAAUGCUCGAGGUGUGACUUGGGGAACUGAAUUGCUUGCGAAAGUCAUCUUCCUCUCCUUCUACCCUGGUGGCGCUCCCCUUCACUUCUGUCUCGAUGAUCAUUCAUCCUGGUCACUCACAAUGAAAACUUGAGCAUCUUCUGUCUUGUCUUUCUGCCAGAGCAGCUGUUUUUAACACAAUAACACAGACAAAACAAUUCACCUGAAUAUUUAAAUACGCUUGAAAUCUGGAUAUGUCGACUGAAGGAAAGCUUCUUCUUCAUCGUCGUCGUGUAGUGGAAUGUUCAGUCUUCAUCUGGUGUCUGCGAUAGUCUUGUAAUUACCGUGUAAUUGUUAUGCUGAAAUAAUUCUGUAAUAAAGUGGAUGAUUUCAAUGUUAUCACAAAAUCUAUGGCACAGCUGUAUCAUAAAAUCUGAUGCUGACAAUGGGUUUUGUACGUUGAAGAAGCAGGGUGUCAUAGGGUGUAAAUAGAGUUAGAAAUAUUGAGAUGAGGAGGAGCUUUUGUCUUAAAAACGUCUGCUCUACCAGACAAGACGGCGUGUCGCACACACCACAACAGCUCCGGAGAGGUGUGUCAUUUUGGGUUUGAAGGUUCUGGCUCUCCUCAGCCUUUUUUUCACUUUAAUGUUUAAUUGUAUGUCAUCUGGGUUCCACAUCUUCACCCUCUCAUCUUCUAUUUCUGGUGACUGUUUUCCUUGGUAGCCUCCACAUGUGGCCUGCCUUGAGUGGGAUGCUGAGAACCAGCACUUGGCAAGAGUAGAAGAAGCUGUGGCAUAGUCAAUGAUGGGGGAUUCAAUCUUCAACUGCUGUUAUGUUCCACCUCAUCCUCCAGGCGAGGAGGAACAUCUGCGGUCCAGACGCGCCGAGAUCAUGGCCUCCCACUCAGCUCACCUCCCGUCUGACAAGCGCUUUCUCAUCUUCUUUGACUUUGAUGAGACCAUCGUGGAUGAGACCAGCGACGACCUGGUGGUUCAGGCCGCACCUGGUCAGCACCUGCCCGACUGGCUGAAGGACACCUACCAGCCAGGUCGCUACAAUGAGUACAUGCAGAGGGUUCUGGGCUAUCUCGCUGAGCAGGGCGUCACUGAGAGCCACAUCCGCAGCAUCAUGGAGAAGAUCCCAGCCACUCCGGGCAUGCUCAUGCUCUUCCAGUUCCUCCGCACUCGCCCCCCGCCGGACUUCGAGGUGGUCCUGGUGUCUGACUCCAACAUGUUCUUCAUUGAAUCCUGGCUGCGCCGCGCUGGGGCUCGCGCGCUCUUCCACCGGAUCUUCACCAACCCGGCGACCUUUAACAAAGAUGGCCGCCUGAUGCUGCGACCCUUCCACUCCCACGACUGCCCACGCUGCCCCGUCAACAUGUGCAAGCAGGUGGUUGUUAGGGACUACGUGGCUCGCAGGAUCCAGGAGCGCGGGCGUCCAUUUCAGAGGGUCUUCUAUGUCGGAGACGGGGCCAAUGACUUCUGUCCUGCGCUCUCUCUGGGGCCCAGAGAUGUGGCCUUCCCACGGCGAGACUUCCCUAUGCACCGUCUGAUCACUGAGACCCAUGAGGCCAUGCCCGGGGAGUUCAAGGCCGUCACGGUGCCUUGGGUCAGCGGAGAGGAUGUGGUGCAGCGCCUUCGAAAGCUGGUGACUGAAUAACGUGUUCCCUUUUAACACAGACUUUGAAAUAUCUAUCAGGUAUAUAUCCUCACGUGAGGGGGGCUGAACACAGGUGCUGCAUCAGGUUAAGGUGAACGGAGGAGCUACUACUCAACCAGGAAUCCAUUUGUUGUUGUUUUUCACAUUGACAGCAAUCAUUUGUGUUGUAUGUUUGUCUUAUUUUUAACCGAGAAGCAAUAUAUUUAAACUUGACAGUGUUGCCAGAGUCUUUGUUAUAUCAUUGAGUUUUUCUUUUGUACAAGCUUUAAAAUGUUUUAAAAUAUAUUAUAACUCUUGUCAAGAUUACUUUUGAGUGAUAUAAUUUUUCACCUUUGUCAUGUUGCUUUUGUUUCAAGUCGUUUGUUGACUCUGCCUUGUAGGUCAGACCUACUCAAAACAUCAGCAGGAAUAAA
Messenger RNA from Synchiropus splendidus (mandarinfish), 2090 nucleotides. RefSeq names its product phosphoethanolamine/phosphocholine phosphatase 1 (gene phospho1). The record is from RefSeq and is a predicted model, not a curated record. The transcript is spliced from 3 exons. Gene Ontology annotation, molecular function: phosphatase activity. NCBI's taxonomy places the organism in Eukaryota, Metazoa, Chordata, Actinopteri, Syngnathiformes, Callionymidae. The coding region runs from base 820 to 1677 and encodes 285 amino acids.